Molecule: messenger RNA, 4449 nt
Organism: Toxorhynchites rutilus septentrionalis
Lineage: Eukaryota; Metazoa; Arthropoda; Insecta; Diptera; Culicidae
Exons: 2
Coding region: 685-4158 (1157 amino acids)
Biological process (GO): proteolysis
Molecular function (GO): cysteine-type peptidase activity
Source: RefSeq, a predicted model, not a curated record
GAAUAUGAUUUCAAGUUAAAUUUUAAGAACAUGCAAGUAAUUUUGGAGCGUAUGGGAUUAGAUAAAACGAACUAUCCUAGUAUGAAGGUAAUCAAAAGCCUUCUAAUGAAACAUCGAAAAUCCGUAAAACGGUUUGCUCCUGAGAUUACUUUGCAGAAUUGUUGGGAUGCAGCGAAUGAUUUGAUCGCUAGAGAAGAGUUGGAUGAGCUAUUCGAAUUGAAUUCUAAGAAUCUGAAAGAAAUUCUUGUAGAAAUGGGAUUAAACGAAAAAUGCGCACCUAACUUAAAAAAAGUUAGGAAUAACUUCGCUUGUAAUCCAACAUAUAAGAAGUAUCGUGCAGAACGAAAGGUGAGAACCCUUAUAAUUGUUAUAAGCUUCCUGAAAUUAAUAAAACUAUUUUGAAAUUUUCAAUGUGAAAUCAUUUCCGCAGAAUAUUGAACAUUCAAUUGCCGCUGAAAGUCAUAACGUAAGUGUAAAAUAUCAAAUUGCUUUGAAAUAGUCACGCCAUACAGUAACUUCAAAUUUUUAUAGAUCGAUAAUUUCAAAGAAUGUUCUUUUGAGAAUGAAAGUGCCUGCUUGCCACAAGACUGCGUUGGAGUUCAUGAAGUAAGAUGACAUUUCUAUUUAUUAAUUCAUGUAUUAAUAGUUGUUAUUUAGCAGCUUUUAUUAAAUAAAACAGAUCAUAUGUCCGAAACAAACUCAUCUCCUUCACGUGUCGAAACAAGAACAUUAUCAUUUGUAUCAUUUGACACAAACGAUUUCGAGGAAUUGGCCGACUCUCAAAGUACUACUUUUGACGGCGUUGAUAAUACGGGAAAAGAUAACGAACAACCUCCAUUCGGAUUUUUAUUGAAAGGAACAGAUUUAUCGCGUGUCGAAAUAAAAUCAUUAUCCGUCGAGUUUCCUGCAAAAGUAUGUAAGAAAGGAAUGGAACUUAAUGCUCCAGAAAUUGAAUGUCGCAUUUUUGAAACAUCAGUAAGUCAAAUGCAAGAGAGAUCAACGAACGACAUGCAAGACUCGAUUGUUUCAUUUGAUACCAAUGAUCUUGAAGGAUCGACCAAAUCACAAGAUACUACUUAUAGCAGUGAUGUAGAUGUAACUGAACUUGUGUUCAAUACAACGGACUUUGAAAACCUACGAAAAGAGAUAAAAGAAAAAGGCAACAGUAACAGGAUCAAAUACAAUGUCAAGGUUGCGGAAUGUGGGGCAACUGCCACAAAAAGACUUUAUAGUGGUGCUUCAAUUUACGAGUGUUCUUUUUACAUCAACAAGAAGAACAUUGAAAUGUGUAAACAUUAUGAUCAACAUAAUAUAAUGCAAAGCAAAACCAAGGUUGGCGAUGCUAAAUAUAAGCAACAAAAGCAUAGAAGGCCUUUUAUAGUGGCCUUAGAAGAUUUGUUAAAAAUCAAAUAUGAAGAAUUCAAUAUCUAUUGUAUAAUCAAUAUAAAUUCUCAUAAUUGCAACAAAUCUGGCUGGCUAUUUUAUGGUGUCUGCGCUCACAAGACCUGCAGAUCUUAUCGUUUCAAAAUUGUUUCUGUUACGGAUGGUGAUAACAUAUAUAAAGUCGAUGUCUAUGUUAAUGUCGCUAUGACCCUGAUACACGGGGAAAACCUGAAAGCGGCAUAUUGCAAAGGAGUAAAAAGAAACAUAAAUAUGAAAAAACUGCAGCUCCAAAAACCACUUGAAUUACGAACUAAGUUGAUCAACGAAAAGAAAAAAAGGGAACCAUUCGAGAAGGUAGACAUUGUCAGCAAAAAUGUAUUGAAAAAAAUUAGCAGUGAAGCUAAAUCGAAGCUUAACAGGGAUAUUGAUGAUUUUCAAGAUUUGAUAAAAAUGUCUGAGGAUAACGGAUCUUAUAUCAAAAAUGUGUUUAGAAAGCCCUUUGGUGUAAUUUGUUUUAAUACAAAAAUGUUCAAAGAGCUGAGAAAAAACAAGACUUACAGUCCUAUUUUCUACAUGGAUGGUACUGGAUCGGUUGUACGAUAUUCAAAAGCUGAGAAGCGUGUUCAAAUAUAUGUUUUGGUCGCAUACAAUUACCGGUCAAAUUUUAGUGUACCCGUAACAACCUUUGUGACUGAAAGCCAAAAAACAGUAGACUUCCACAAUUGGUUGAAUAUAUUUCGUGCUUCGUACGAGUCAGGCAGCUCUAUGAAUAAAUUGAAUAAAAUAGCGAGAAUUGUUAGUGUUGAUUGGAGCUGGUCACUGAUUGGUGGAUUGAUACGGGCUCUUAAUAAUCAACACCAUACACUACCAGAGUAUAUCCGAGAUUGUUAUAAAGUUUGCAUAAGAGAACUCAAUCUCAAUUUCACUAUCAUUCAUUUAUGCUACAGUCAUUUCAUGAAUGUAGUUUCUAAGGACUUGAAAUCUGCUCCAAUCAACAUAAAACAUAAGUUCAUGGACUGUAUGCGAUUGGCUGUACGUGCUACAAACUUAGUGGACUUAAUCGAUCUGUUUAUCAUUAUGACAUGCAUUUUUGGAUCUGCAAAUGAGAACCGAAUGCUUGAGACAUCACUAAAAGAACUAGAUGCAAAAAUUAAUGAUAGAACAAGCUUCGAUUCAGAAAGCGCUGGUAAAUUUGAUUAUACUGGCAUCGGUGAACCAGAAAUUCUAAAAAAAGAUGAGGACAAAAUCUUCUUGGGAUCGCCUUUUUAUGCGUUGUUAAAAGAAACAUUUGAAACAACAUUAAAACAAAUAGAUGAUCUCAGCCAAGGAUCACAGAACCCACUGUAUUUCAAAGGAUUCUUGGAAGAUGUCGCCUUGAAAAAAUACAUGCCUGUGGUUUGUUUGUGGUCAAAUAUAAUAGUAUCUCAAAUUGACUCGAAUCCGGAUACUAUUUCAAACGCAAGGGUUGAAAGCUUCUUCCGAACAUUGAAACACAAUGUUAUGAAAGGUCAGCUCUACGAAAGAAUAACACAUUUUCUUCGAAAACUACAAUCGUAUAUUGAAUCUCUGUUCCACUUUUCCGACUUUGACAUUGAAGAUAUAUACGCUACUGAUAAAGGAAUAAGUAAUGCUAAAAAACGUCAAGAUGAUAGAAUCGCAGAAUAUGACAGAUUUGUCGGAAACGUAGAAGACAUAGAGGACGAAUGGCAUAGUCCAUACUUUCAAAAAGAUGCUUCAACCCACUUGUUCAAGAAGAAAAAGAAGCAGGAAACUAACAGCUUAAACACACAACUUGAACAAUCAACACAGAAGCACCCAGAUUCAAAGGAAAACAGUGAUAACAACAGAAAAAGAUCAUUAGAAGAAGAUUUAGAAACUACCUGUAAUCUGUCCUCUAUUCAUCAAUUCAUUGACAAAGGAUUUGAAUUUCCAGUUACCACCAAAUGGUAUUUCGGUGAGUUUCCUUCAGAAUAUGAGAGCAUAGGAGUAAGUAGUAUGAUUGUAAGCUCAGAAAUGCUUCAAACGCUCGAUGCACAUACAUAUAUGGAUGGAGAAACCUUAGAUGCGAUAAUUGCAGUGGCCAUAAAAGAAUGUGAGGUCGAAAGCGUAAAAUUGGUAUCAACUUACAUGUCGAGAAACUUGUUUGAUACAACUCAACUAAAAGAAGUAUUGGAUAGGAAACGAGAUUAUGUUUUACCAGUUCUAACCAAUACAUCGGGAGUAUGGGUGGUUCCUUUGAAUGUUAGAGCUGGGCAAGCACCCACCAAGCAAGUUGGAAGAGGGAACCAUUGGGUUCUCUUCAUUGCUGAUUUUAUGAAUAGAGAAACUUUUUAUUUAGAUCCUCUCGAAACAGCAUCCCCAUAUUUGAAGGACGUACAAGAAGAAUUUUUGAAGGCAGUAAGCUCUAUUCGGAGACUUAAAAAUCAACCAUUUGAUUCAACCAAUUGGCAAAGCGGCUCGAAAAAUAUUGCGCACGACAAGCAAAACGACGACUACAACUGUGGUGUAUAUGUAGCUAAAUAUGCACAAAACUUUCUUUUGAAGAAACCGUUGACCGGGCUAGGAAACAUGGAUUCUGAGAGGAAACAAAUCAAAAUAAAACUCCUAAAUACAGCAGUAAUAAAAAUUUGUUUAUACUGCAGCAGCUUGAAAUCACUAAUUUUGUCAUGUCAAUCAUGUGGACGGAGGUGUUGCAGUAGAUGCGCCCCAAAUAUGGUGCUAAAAAUUCCAUCUACAAAACAAUGUGAAAUAUGUUCGAAAAUUAAAAUGAUAUAAUUUUUAAGUCUCAUCAAUAAAUUUUUAUAUUACCUUUUAACUUGAAGUAUUUUUAUUUGUCCAGUUUGAGUCCUUUCAGAAACGAGAUAGAAUCCUGUCGUCUAAGUCAAAAAUGAAAAAAUUGUCAUUCCAUCGGCUACAAAAAAUAGUUGCCAUAAACCUCAACCAUUCGCGUGGAUUUUUUUUUAAAUUUUAAAUGGUUCCUAUGAUCAGAUAGGUCAAUUCCAACACUCCACCAUCUCAAAAUAUUUUCGGAGGAUAGUAUGCUUCUAAUUCAAAUGAUAAAAUUGA